This is a messenger RNA of Cygnus atratus (black swan), 1254 nucleotides long. RefSeq names its product alpha-1-antiproteinase 2-like. The record is from RefSeq and is a predicted model, not a curated record. The transcript is spliced from 4 exons. NCBI's taxonomy places the organism in Eukaryota, Metazoa, Chordata, Aves, Anseriformes, Anatidae. Bases 1 to 1254 code for a protein of 417 amino acids. Gene Ontology annotation, molecular function: serine-type endopeptidase inhibitor activity. Gene Ontology annotation, biological process: negative regulation of endopeptidase activity.
AUGAAGACCAAUUUUUAUGUAUAUUUGCUACUGGCUGGGCUUCACACUGUUGCCCAUGCUCAGCUUGUUACCAGCCACCAUGAUCCAAAUGAACCUAAAGACCAUGUGCAUUACGCAGGUGAAGCGAUCGCUUGCCUCAAACUAGUGCCAAGCAAUGCUGACUUUGCAUUUCAUUUUUUUAACAAGGUUACACUCGAGGAGCCUAAUAAGAACAUUUUCUUCUCUCCUGUAAGCAUCUCCACUGCCUUUGCAAUGCUGGCCCUAGGGGCUAGGUCAACCACACAGACUCAGAUCCUGGAAGGACUCGCCUUCAACCUUACCGAGAUUCAGGAGAAAGAGAUACAUGAAGGCUUCCACAACCUCAUCCACAUGCUGAGCCAUCCCGAGAGUGGGGUCCAGCUCAACAUGGGGAGCGCUAUCUUUCUAACGGAAAAGCUGAAACCAGUAAAAAAGUUUUUAGAUGAUGCCAAAGCUUUGUAUCAACUGGAGACUUUAACCACCAACUUUAACAAUCCCACAGAAGCUGAGAAGCAGAUCAAUGAUUAUAUAGAGAGGAAAACACAUGGGAAAAUUACUAAUUUGGUCAAGGAAAUGGAUCCACAGACUGUAAUGCUCCUGGCUACCUUUGCUUUCUUUAGAGGCAACUGGGAAACGCCUUUUAAACCAGAGAACACUGAAGAAAGGGAGUUCUUUGUGGAUGCUGAAACUAUUGUGAAAGUCCCUAUGAUGUAUCAGACAGGCAGAUUUGACUUGUAUUUCGAUGAGGAGCUGUCUUGCACCGUGGUACGUCUUCAUUACAACGGAAGUGCUACAGCAUUUCUAGUUCUACCAGCAAAAGGGAAAAUGAAGCGGUUAGAGCAAGCGCUGGUCAAGGAAACCAUCCGGGAAUGGUCAGACCAUCUACUCCAGAGCAAAGUGAGACUCUACUUCCCCAAAUUUUCCAUCUCUGGGAGCUAUGAAAUAACACACAUCCUUAGCAAGAUGGGAAUUGUGGACGUGUUCACCGACCAGGCAGAUCUCUCUGGCAUCACUGGUGCACCAGAGCUGAAGGUUUCUAAAGUUGUCCAUAAGGCUGCUCUGGAUGUUGAUGAGAGAAGUACUGAGGCGGCAGCAGCAACUGCUGCUGAAAUAAUGACCAUGUCUCUUCCUCCUGCCAUUGAAUUCAACCGUCCCUUCCUCAUGCUGAUUUUCGAUAGAGAUACAAACAGUACCCUCUUCAUAGGAAAAAUAGUUAACCCAACUAUCACUAGCUGA